AUGGACAACGAGGAAGUAUUUGCUCUCCCAGAUCAUUUGGUUGACCAUGACUACUUCCUGCCAGUUGUAUAUGAAGAUGAUCAUAUACUGCGUGAAGAAGAAGUAGAGGAAUUGGUAGAAGACGAAGAAGUAGAAGAAUUGGACGAAGAAGAGGAAGAGGAACCAAUUGUCAGAGUGUCGGAAACAUACAGAUUGAUUCCUGGGGUUCAUAACCGAUCGAGGAUAUAUGUUGACAACUUGGGAUUCAAGUAUUACAAACGAGAAACUAAAGGACAACGCGUGUAUUUAGUAUGCGAACGGCAGAAGCAACAGAACCAGUACUGCCCUUCCACUGCAACUGUUAGUGCAAAUUUGAACGACAACAGAAUUCGUCUACGGUUCUACCACGACCAUCCGCCCAGAGUGAUCGACCUGAAUGUGCCGUUUUUGAGGGAAACCAUAGAAAAACUGACUGUCCUUGAAAAUCAGUAUUUCGUUGAAUUUGAUCAAGCCAGAAGAAACCUAAGGAUUAGAGAUCGAGCAUCAUGGAGGGAACGAGAGAACACUACCACUGUGUUAGCAGUUUAUGUGCAACAACUCAACAGAGAUGAAGACCUCACAGGAUUUUUGAGAAGGGCUGGACACCGCAAUGAUGGAUACGUACAAGGCAUAAUCGGACCAUAUCCACAAGAUCAGUAA
Molecule: messenger RNA, 678 nt
Organism: Macrosiphum euphorbiae (potato aphid)
Lineage: Eukaryota; Metazoa; Arthropoda; Insecta; Hemiptera; Aphididae
Source: the annotation of a GenBank genome assembly